AUGCGCUGUGAGGGAGCAAGUAUUUCAGCGGGAUGCGGGGAAGGGCGAGUGGUGGUGAAUGACAGAAUAGACAGAGAGGCUUUAUGCGGACAAAGCGCCAGCUGUGUUCUACCUCUGCAAAUUGUCAUUGAUAAACCGUUACAACUGCAUCGAGUUGAGGUGGAAAUACAAGAUAUUAAUGAUAAUUCUCCAAGAUUCCCUUCGCAAGAUAUUGUUUUAGAAAUAUCAGAGUCAACUGCUGCAGGAGCACGUUUUCCUUUGGAGAACGCCCAAGAUCUUGACGUUGGAGUGAAUUCCGUGAGGUCGUAUACCAUAAGUAAAGAUGACUUUUUUAGUUUGAAGAUAAAAGAUGUAUCCGGUGGGAGGAAAGUCCCAGAGCUAGUCUUAUCUAAAUCCGUCGACAGGGAGAAAAAAGCUAGACAUCAGCUUCAACUAACAGCUCUGGAUGGGGGAAACCCAGUAAAAUCUGGGAACUCGCAGAUAAUCAUUAAUGUGCUGGAUAUUAAUGAUAAUUUUCCUGUAUUUGAGAAAAAUAUUUACAAAGUGUCUAUAAGCGAAAAUAGUGUACAAGAUGCACCCCUUCUUAAACUUACAGCUAAGGAUAUAGACAAGGGUCCUAAUGGAGAAGUAGAGUACUCAUUCGGAACACAUACACCAGAUAUUGUUCUUUCUGUGUUUGAUAUAGAUUCAUCAACCGGGGAAAUACGUCUUAUAGGUAAACUAGAUUUCGAAACAAAUGCAAAUUAUGAAGUAGACGUUAGCGCAAAAGACAAGGGAACUCCGAGAAUGGAGGGGCAUUGCACUCUACAUAUUGAAGUGUUAGAUAUCAACGAUAAUGCCCCAAAUAUUUUUCUGACCUCCCAACCAAACUCUGUGCCCGAGGACGCACCAAGUGGUACUGUAGUAGCUUUAAUCAGUGCACGAGACCUUGACUCCGGCGACAACGGUAAAGUGACGUUACAGCUUCCCAGGGGUUCUCCUUUUGAUCUGAAACCCUCUUUUUCUGAUAAUUACGCACUGGUUACUGGUGGUGCAUUAGACCGAGAGAGUCUCUCUGAGCAUAAUGUUGAAAUAACAGCCACCGAUCUAGGCUCUCCUCCUCUGUCGACUAAAAAGACUAUACAUGUCUAUAUUACUGAUGUAAAUGACAACCCUCCUAUAUUUACUCAGCCCUCCUAUAAUGUGUAUUUUAAAAGAGGAAUGGCUUGGUACCACUCCUAUACUGUACUCAGUGUCAGCAUCGACCUGGAUUUUGGUGAAAACGCCAAAAUAUCUACUCUAUUCUGGACUCUAAACAUCUCACAGCAUGCAUCGUUUGACUAUGAGAAACUGAAGGUGUUUCAGAUUCAGGUUCAGGCAAAGGAUCAGGGCUCUCCGUCUCUCAGCAGCAACGCCACUGUCCAUGUUUUUUUCCUGGACCAGAACGACAAUGCCCCCGCUGUUAUUUACCCCUCCUCCGUGCCGGCUCCCUCUUCAUCAGGAGGAUGCCCCGCUCCCGUAAAGCAGGCCACUGAGUACAGUGAUUUCACUUUGAUUAAGCCCAGCAGCACCAAUGACUUUAAGGAGGUGAUCAGUGUCUGGAUGCGUCUUUACCCGACAGCACCUGGACCUUUGAGAGCCAGCAGGGGAGUGAGGACUAAACGCACUGUGUCCGAGCAGGACGACUCCUCUCAGAGGCUGCUUAUAGAGAUUCAGGACCGGGAACCGGUCCAGUCCGCCACCGUCCGUUCAGUCUUCAGGUCCUGUAUGUCUCCGAUGUCAGAGUACAGUGAUUUCACUUUGAUUAAGCCCAGCAGCACCAAUGACUUUAAGGAGGUGAUCAGUGUUCUGGAUGCGUCUUUACCCGACAGCACCUGGACCUUUGAGAGCCAGCAGGUGAGCAAUAUGGAGGGUGGUAAGACCGUUCCAGAACUCGUUUUAGAAAAGCCUCUAGAUCGAGAGAAAAAAGCAGUUCACAAAAUAAUACUAACCGCUUUAGACGGUGGGAAUCCAGUUCGAUCUGGAACCUUACAAAUAACCAUACAUGUGCUUGAUACAAACGAUAACUUUCCUGUGUUUGAAAAAAACAUUUACAAAGUAACUUUGGGUGAAAAAAGUUUACAUGGGGCUGUUGUUAUAAAGCCCAAAGCAACAGAUGCAGAUGAAGGUUUAAAUGGGGAAAUUGAAUUCUCAUUUGGUUCUCGGACACCAGAAUCUGUAUUGUCACUCUUUGAUAUUAACCCCUUAACAGGUGAAAUCACCCUGAAAGGAGAGUUAGAUUAUGAAACUACAAACUCGUAUGACAUUGAUGUAUCUGCAAAAGAUAAAGGCAGCCCUGAAAUGGAAGGCCACUGUCGUGUGCAGGUUGAUAUUACUGAUUUCAAUGACAAUGCUCCAGAAAUAGUUUUCACUUCUCAGCCAAAGCCAAUACGUGAAGACUCACCAAGUGGCACUGUAGUGGCUUUGAUCAAUGCGCGAGACCUUGACUCCAGUGAUAACGGUAAAGUGACGUUACAACUCACCAAAGGUUCUCCUUUUAAUCUGAAACCUUCUUUUUCUAAUAAUUAUGCACUGGUUACAAAUGGUUUAUUAGACCGAGAAAGUUUCUCUGAGUAUAAUAUUGAGAUAACAGCCAGUGAUGCAGGCUCUCCUCCUCUGUCCUUACGAAAAUUAACUGUCAGCAUCACUGAUGUGAAUGAUAACCCUCCUAUAUUUACUCAGCCCUCCAUAAUGUGUAUUUAAAAGAGAAUGGGUACCAGGCCUAUACUGUACUCAGUGUCAGCAUCUGACCUGGAUUUUGGUGAAAAUGCCAAAAUAUCUUACUCUAUUCUGGACUCUAAAGUACAGACGUUUCUGUCUCAUCUUA
Messenger RNA from Etheostoma spectabile (orangethroat darter), 2845 nucleotides. Its product is annotated as protocadherin beta-13-like. The record is from RefSeq and is a predicted model, not a curated record. The transcript is spliced from 7 exons. NCBI's taxonomy places the organism in Eukaryota, Metazoa, Chordata, Actinopteri, Perciformes, Percidae. The coding region runs from base 1 to 2721 and encodes 906 amino acids. Gene Ontology annotation, molecular function: calcium ion binding. Gene Ontology annotation, cellular component: plasma membrane. Gene Ontology annotation, biological process: homophilic cell-cell adhesion.